CUCGGCGCCGGGGGACAGGGGGAUGGCGGAGCGCUGGCUGAGCGGCGGCCCUGGCGUGUAGAGCGGCCGAGCUGCCCGCCCUCCGCUGCUCCAUUGAUGUGAAGGUGUCAGCUCGCCUGUUUCCUUGCCUGUCUUUGCAAGGGGGGUAGGAUCAACCCUCCCGUUCAGCCAGGAUUCUAUACCUCAGCCGGACCUCGUUAAUACAUCAUUCUUUUCCUUUGUGGUGUUGUUAAACCCCCCCACCCCCUCCCCAGGACCAUGGCCGACGACGACGUGCUGUUUGAGGAUGUGUAUGAGCUGUGCGAGGUGAUUGGCAAGGGUCCAUUCAGUUUUGUACGAAGAUGCAUCAACAGAGAAACUGGACAGCAGUUUGCAGUAAAAAUUGUCGAUGUUGCAAAGUUUACAUCAAGCCCAGGUUUAAGCACAGAAGAUCUAAAAAGAGAAGCAAGUAUAUGCCACAUGCUGAAGCAUCCACAUAUUGUCGAGCUCCUUGAGACGUACAGUUCAGAUGGAAUGCUCUAUAUGGUAUUUGAAUUUAUGGAUGGAGCUGAUUUAUGCUUUGAAAUUGUAAAGAGGGCGGAUGCUGGAUUUGUAUACAGCGAAGCUGUUGCCAGCCAUUACAUGAGGCAAAUUCUGGAAGCGUUAAGGUACUGUCAUGACAACAACAUCAUUCACAGAGAUGUAAAGCCACACUGUGUGCUGCUUGCCUCAAAAGAAAACUCUGCACCUGUCAAACUGGGAGGUUUUGGUGUGGCAAUACAGUUAGGGGAGUCUGGUUUAGUAGCUGGAGGUCGUGUAGGAACACCACAUUUUAUGGCACCAGAAGUAGUAAAAAGAGAGCCUUAUGGAAAACCUGUAGAUGUCUGGGGAUGCGGAGUGAUUCUUUUUAUUCUACUUAGUGGCUGUUUGCCUUUUUAUGGCACAAAGGAAAGGUUGUUUGAAGGCAUUAUCAAAGGGAAGUAUAAAAUGAAUCCUAGACAAUGGAACCAUAUAUCUGAAAGUGCCAAAGAUUUGGUGCGACGCAUGCUAAUGCUGGAUCCCGCUGAAAGGAUAACUGUGUAUGAGGCACUUAAUCAUCCUUGGCUAAAGGAGAGAGAUCGCUAUGCAUAUAAGAUUCAUCUACCAGAAACUGUAGAACAGCUGAGAAAAUUCAAUUCAAGACGGAAAUUAAAGGGAGCUGUUCUAGCUGCUGUGUCUAGCCACAAAUUUAAUUCAUUCUACGGGGAUCCUCCUGAGGAGUUACCUGACUUUUCUGAAGACCCAACAUCAUCAGGAGCGGUGUCACAAGUGUUGGAUAGCCUAGAAGAGAUUCAUGCACUUACAGACUGCAGUGAGAAGGAUCUCGAUUUUCUUCAUAGUGUUUUCCAAGAUCAACAUUUGCACACUCUCCUAGAUCUUUAUGACAAAAUUAAUACAAAGUCAUCUCAGCAAAUCAGGAAUCCUCCAAGUGAUGCUGUACAGCGAGCCAAAGAGGUGUUGGAAGAAAUAUCAUGCUAUACUGAAAAUAAUGAUGCAAAGGAGCUAAAGCGAAUCUUAACACAACCACAUUUCAUGGCCCUUCUUCAAACACAUGAUGUGGUAGCCCAUGAAGUUUACAGUGAUGAAGCACUAAGAGUUACACCACCACCAACUUCUCCCUACCUAAACGGUGAUUCUCCAGAAAGUGCAAAUGGUGACAUGGAUAUGGAGAAUGUUACACGGGUCCGUUUAGUUCAGUUUCAGAAGAAUACAGAUGAACCAAUGGGCAUAACGCUAAAGAUGAAUGAGCUAAAUCAUUGUAUUGUUGCAAGAAUUAUGCAUGGCGGAAUGAUUCACAGGCAAGGGACUCUUCAUGUAGGCGAUGAAAUCCGAGAAAUAAAUGGAAUCAGUGUAGCAAACCAGACUGUGGAACAACUUCAAAAGAUGCUGAGAGAAAUGCGGGGUAGUAUCACUUUCAAGAUUGUGCCAAGUUACCGCACUCAAUCUUCAUCCUGUGAGAGAGAUUCCCCCUCUACAUCCAGACAGUCCCCAGCUAAUGGUCAUAGCAGCAUUAACAAUUCUAUUUCGGACAUUCCAUCAACAACCCAGACAAAAGGACGGCAGAUAUAUGUAAGAGCACAAUUUGAAUAUGAUCCAGCUAAAGAUGACCUCAUUCCUUGUAAAGAAGCUGGUGUCAGAUUUAGAGUUGGAGACAUUAUCCAAAUCAUUAGUAAGGAUGACCACAACUGGUGGCAGGGCAAACUGGAAAACUCUAAAAAUGGCACUGCUGGUCUCAUUCCCUCUCCUGAACUUCAAGAAUGGCGUGUUGCUUGCAUUGCAAUGGAGAAAACAAAGCAGGAACAGCAGGCCAGCUGCACUUGGUUUGGCAAGAAGAAGAAGCAGUACAAAGACAAAUAUCUGGCAAAGCACAAUGCAGUCUUUGACCAAUUAGACCUAGUCACAUAUGAAGAAGUUGUGAAACUGCCAGCUUUCAAAAGGAAAACACUUGUCCUUUUAGGUGCACAUGGUGUUGGCAGAAGACACAUAAAGAAUACAUUAAUUACAAAACACCCUGACAGAUUUGCCUACCCCAUCCCACAUACAACAAGACCUCCAAAGAAAGAUGAAGAAAAUGGAAAAAAUUACUUCUUUGUAUCUCAUGACCAAAUUAUGCAAGAUAUCUCUAACAAUGAAUAUCUGGAAUAUGGCAGCCAUGAAGAUGCUAUGUAUGGAACAAAACUGGAAACCAUACGAAAGAUUCAUGAACAGGGACUUAUUGCAAUACUUGAUGUAGAACCUCAGGCUCUUAAGGUCCUGAGAACAGCAGAAUUUGCUCCUUUUGUUGUUUUUAUUGCUGCACCUACAAUUACCCCGAGUAUCACUGAGGAUGAGUCUCUUCAACGCCUGCAAAAGGAAUCCGAGAUCCUCCAGAGAACGUACGCACACUACUUUGAUCUUACAAUUAUCAACAAUGAGAUUGACGAAACAAUUAGGCAUCUGGAGGACGCCAUUGAGCUUGUGUGCACAGCAUCGCAAUGGGUUCCUGUGUCCUGGGUCUAUUAGACGACUUUCAAGAUAACUGUCAACAUUUUAUUACUUCAGACCACCUUGUGCAGUACUUGGAGAAACCUCUCGUUGACUUUUUCAACCAUUCUUGGCCCCUAGAGACUACCUAUAUGUAGUGUGACAUAAAUUUAUAAUUAUCGUCAUGUCCUAUUAGAUGGAAAAGAAAACUAAGCAAAUUUUAAUGCUAAUUUAAAGAGACAGUAUCUUUUUUUACCUUUUGAUUUAUCCUAGAUUGUAUUAAAAUAACAUUUUUGAAAUAUAUGCAUUAAUCAAUUGUUUGGAAUGUUAUAUUUUUGGAAACCAUUGGGGGUUUUUUGUUUGUUUCAAAGGCCUCUGAAAACUGCACAAAUGAUAUGCUGCUUUCUAUUAUCUAUUUUAAUAAUGUAAACAUUUGAGUUUUUCUUUUGCCAGGGGUGUCACACUACAUUCUUCUGAGAGUUUUAGGUCAAAAAUCAGAUUAGGAAAGGCACUAUUUAAUUUAUUGGAAUAAUAUAGCCUGCAUCUAUUAAAGUGUGAUUUUCCAUGUCA
This is a messenger RNA of Xenopus laevis (African clawed frog), 3552 nucleotides long. It is a transcript of the gene cask.S, whose product is annotated as calcium/calmodulin-dependent serine protein kinase (MAGUK family) S homeolog. NCBI's taxonomy places the organism in Eukaryota, Metazoa, Chordata, Amphibia, Anura, Pipidae. Gene Ontology annotation, cellular component: cell junction; cytoplasm; nucleus. The record is from RefSeq and is marked provisional. Gene Ontology annotation, molecular function: protein serine/threonine kinase activity; transferase activity; ATP binding.